This is a messenger RNA of Blepharisma stoltei, 2357 nucleotides long. Lineage: Eukaryota; Ciliophora; Heterotrichea; Heterotrichida; Blepharismidae. The record is from the annotation of a GenBank genome assembly.
AUGGCUGAUUCAGGAAUCCAAGCUUAUACUGAAUCUAUAGCAAAAACCCACCUAAAAUACAGAGACGCCCUACAAGAUAUGCAGGAAGAACUCCUCAAAGAAAAGAAAUGAAGACAAGAAGCAGAAACAGAAAACCGAAAUUUAAGGAAAAAUUUAUUGACGCUUGAAGAACAAAUAACAGACUAUCGAUACUCAUCCGUCGAGCUCCAUUCAAGGCUUGACGAAUAUGCUGAAGCUAAUAAAGAGCUACAUGAAGAAAAUCAAGAAAAAAGAGAAAAAUUCGAUGCUUUAAAAGAAAAAUUUGAAAAAGAAAGAAAUAGGUCAGAAACAUUAGAGAGGGAAUUAGAAAAGUUUCAGAAGUUUAUGAAUGAGCUAAGAGAUGAAGUCAGUGAUAAGCAAAAAGCACUUGAAGACUGAAAAGAAGCUUUAGAACUUAUGGAAGACAAGCUCAAAAGUGUUUCUACUCAGAAAAAUAAGUAUAAAGAAGAAAUGGAUUUAUAUAAAGAAGCUUUGGAAAAUUCGAAAAAUGAAAACAGUUUGCUAAAAAUCCAAAUUGAGGUGAAAGGUAAAGAAAAAGAAGAAAUGAAAAAAGAAAUUUCACAUCAAUGUGAUGAACUUAAUAUAAAAAUUAAAGAAAUGAUGAAAAAGCAUCAAGAAGAACUGGAGUUUUGAAAAGUGAAUUUAUCUUCACAGUAUGAAACUGUAAUUUCAAAUGAAAGACAGAAUGUUGAUACCUAUAAGAAAAAAUUAGGACAGAGUAAUGAAAUUAAUGAAAAAAUAAAAAACGAAAGGGAUAGGCUUCUUCGGAAUAUUGAAGAUUUACGAAGAGACAUUUCAGAGCAGGCUGAACAAAUUUCUACUAUAAAAUUCCAAAAAGAGUCUCUUGAAAAUCUAUUGAACACUCAAGUCAGAGAACUUGAAGAGAAUUUAUUCACGACUGAUGAUAACUAUAAGCAGCUAUUAGUCCAAAAAGAUAAAUCAAUUCAACAAUUAGAAUCCCAACUCCAAACAGCUCAAGAAAAGCUUAAAGAAUUUGCUUUUCAAAGCACUAAUAGCAAAGAAUCCGAAAUUUUCGCUAUCAAAGAGAUGGAAAGGCUGCAGGAUUUAUUAAGAGAUAAAGACACCGAAAUUUCUAGCUUAAAAAAUGUGCUAAACGAGCAUAGAGAAGAAAUCACCCAAAUCAGAGAAAAUAUUGAAGAACAAAAAUGCAGCCAUUUAAGAGACAUUAAAAAAGCUUGCGACGAAGUUGAAGAAAGAUAUAAGAAGAAAUUGCUAGAAAAUGAAAAAAAAAUUAAAGAAAUUUUGAUUAAAAAUGAAGAAGAAAAAACAAGAAGAGAAAAUGAAAACGAAAACAACCAAAUUAAUAUUUUAAAGGUUAAAGAAGAGUAUAUGCAAAUGCUAAUAGAAAAAGAAGAAAGCAUCGUUCUUUUGAAUACUGAUAGAGAUAGGCUGCAGAAAGUAGUUCAAGAUUUAGAAAAGCAGCUAAAAGAAAUUAUAUAUAAAAUGCAAGCAGACGCGCAAGAUAGGGAAAGGCUAUUAAGAGUUCUCAAAGAUGAAAACAUUAAAAAGGAUGAGCUUGAGCAAAAAAACCUUUAUCUCCGCAAUAAAAUUGCUGAGCUUGAGCAGCGUGUCGAAGACGAGCUCGAAGCUUGCAAAACUUCUAUGAGUGAAAAAGACUCCCAAAUAAAAAGAAUCAAAGAAAAAUACCACUCCAUGCACGAAUCCAAACUCGAAGAAGCUGAAGUCAAGCUUUCCACAUGGAAAGAAAGAUUCAGAAAUAGAUUAGAUUAAAAUUCUAGCGGGGUAUUUAGGGAUUAUUUUAGCACCUCGCAGUCUCAUAGAUAGCGUCUACUCAUUGGCGCUAAAUGCUAUCCUCGAUCUACCUUUUACUUCUGACGUGACCAAAAAAUGGUGAUAUAGAAGGUCUGGGAGAUUGCUCUACCCGUCUUCUGGGUCUCACUAAACGAUAGAGACUUUCUCAACCUCCGAAAAGGUUCGAAGUAUGGGUAGACUCCUCAAUGGCCUGCACGAACUAUAUCGCAGCUUGGUAAUGUUCCCAUGGAGCAUUGGAGGACAUUAAAAUGGUAGGCACGUCUUCAAACUAGGAAAAAAAGUUGAGGGUGAGCUCUGGACCAACAAACCUACUUGGCUCUUCUCAUCUGAUCCGUAUCAGCUCACGGAUCACCAGAGACAGCAUCACACAAUUUUAAUAUUUCUUCAGAUUCAGAGAAGAAAUCGGAUAUAUGGAGAAAUGGGGAGAAACAAUGGAAACCGAUUUAAACUCCCAAGCCCAUCUCGCUCGUCUUCGCAGUAUCCUUAACCGUCUUUAUCAAGUUUUAGAUUAUUCCCAAAUAUAA